AUGAUUGGGGUACUCCUGCCGUAUGUGCGAAAAUUUCAGUGAGUUGGUUUGAUUUUUCAGGGGUGACGCGGUAGAGGGGUCUUAUAUUUCGAACUCUUUGCAAAAAGCUCCAUUUUCAGACGCUCCGCCGAAUCCAAUGACAUCGUCGACCGUGUCUCGUACCAGUACACUUCCACCCUCCUCGGCUUCUCCGCCAUCAUGAUGGCCGCUUCUCAGUACGUCGGAAGGCCGAUCCAGUGUUGGGUGCCGGCUCAAUUCACGAGAACCUGGGAGAAAUACGCGGAAACGUACUGCUUCAUCAAGGGAACCUACUUCUUGCCGGAAGCAUUCCUCAGCGAGGAGGAAUUGUCGGUGGCACCACACGAGACUGUUACCGCUAGUCCAGUAUGUGUUUCAAAGUGAAAUGCCCAAAAUAUGCCUAAUUAAUUUCAGCGCGUCGGCUACUAUCAGUGGAUCCCUAUCAUUUUGUUCGUCCAGGCCAUGCUCUUCUACAUCCCAUCCAUUAUCUGGAGAACGUUCAACGAAAGCUGUGGUAACUCGAUGCAGCUUGUAACCAUCUCUUAAUGUACCUGUUACUUCAGAGCUCAAGAUAAAGGAACUGGCCAUUGUCUCUGAGAGCGCUCGCAAGAGAAAGACAACCGUCCAGGACGAUCUGUCGAGAGCCAAGAAAGCCGGAAGAUACUUCUUUAAUAAGCUCACUUUCCGCAACGAACAGACCGUUUUCAAAAAGACCGGUGGUUUUGUGGCCUCUGGACGCUUCCUCCCAUCCCUAUACAUCGCCGUCAAGGUCCUCUACCUGCUCAACGUCAUCUUCCAGUUCUGGAUCCUUUCCUAUUUCCUUGAGACAAAGAGUUGGAUGUGGGGACUCACCACCUUCCUCGUAAGUUUUUUUCUCUAUUAUCUUCCACAGCCUUUUGAUAUUGAAGGACCUUGCGGCCGGCCGUGAGUGGGAGACCACUGGAAUCUUUCCGCGGGUCACCAUGUGCGACUUUUCCAUCAUGGACCUGACCGCCGUGCACGACCACAGCAUCCAAUGCGUCAUUGUAAUCAACAUGCUCGCCGAGAAAGUUUACGUGUUCUUCUGGUUCUGGCUCAUUGGAGUCGGAGUUCUCACCUUCCUUUCGCUUCUCUACUGGUCCGCGGUCUACGCGAUGCAGAGCAUUGGACGCAACUUCAUCUACAGGUGAGUGUUAAAGUUAUUGACGGGUUGGAAUGUAUUUUUUCGUUAGGAAAAAAACAAAAUAGUAUCUAAAGAGUUUAGACUUCCAGCUACUUGUUAUGCCACAAAGUUUCACAACUGUUUCCCAUCUCACCAUCAUAUUUUCAACAAAACACUUUUCAGCUACCUUCACCGAACCCCAGCCUUUGAAGUCGAGCAAGAGCGCAACAGCCUCCUCCCUGCCAACUUUGUCGACAACUGCCUUACUUCCGACGGUGUCUUCAUCUCGCGUCUUAUCCAGCAAAACUCUGGAGACCUGUUCACCUCUGUGAUGCUCGAGGAAAUGUUCACCCUCUACAAAGCGCAUGAAGCUGAGAAGGCUCACAAAAAAGACGACGAUACUGCGGUGCCAGCUGCGUCUGCGCCGACCGAGAUUAAGGACGACUAUGACGACGAGACUCCACUGCCACCACCGACAAAAGCAAUCGCCGAAACUCUGACCAGCGACGAAGAAGAAGAAGAGGAGACGGAUGUCGACAGCCCGGACACCACCGCCACUCUUCCUCGCUAA
This is a messenger RNA of Caenorhabditis sp. 36 PRJEB53466, 1730 nucleotides long. NCBI's taxonomy places the organism in Eukaryota, Metazoa, Nematoda, Chromadorea, Rhabditida, Rhabditidae. The record is from the annotation of a GenBank genome assembly.